Molecule: messenger RNA, 3549 nt
Organism: Drosophila willistoni
Lineage: Eukaryota; Metazoa; Arthropoda; Insecta; Diptera; Drosophilidae
Gene: Pitslre
Product: serine/threonine-protein kinase PITSLRE
Exons: 3
Coding region: 233-3349 (1038 amino acids)
Biological process (GO): protein phosphorylation; regulation of mitotic cell cycle
Cellular component (GO): nucleus
Molecular function (GO): ATP binding; cyclin-dependent protein serine/threonine kinase activity
Source: RefSeq, a predicted model, not a curated record
AACGUUUUAAUUUAAGAAAGAGAAAAAAAACAAAGUAAAACGUCAAAUUCCACCGAUAAUCGUUACUAAAUAUUUUCAAACAUCACAACAAGCCUUUGGAGUCAACAGCAGCAACAGCGCAGCAAAAACAACAGGAUUUGAUUAUUACAUGUGACUCAUUUGUUGACUGGCAGUGUGAGAGUCCUAGAGAUAAAUUGGAGUGCAAUUCUACCCAUAUCAAUAUCAUCACAGCAUGGUCAAUUCGUCAGGCAGCGAGGAUGGACAAUGGCGUAGCCCCCAAAUUGGCCAUUAUCUCAGUGCCGGCGAUGAUGAUGAACAUGAAGGAGACGGAGAUGCCCUGUAUAUACAACCGCCGCAGGCUAGCCGGGACUUGUCGGCAACACGGCGUGAGAAGAAAAAACAUUCCCGCGAGCGAAGAAGACACAAGGAUAGAGGAGAAGAUGUAGGAGGAGGAGGUGAACAUCGUUAUGGAGAUUAUCGUGCUGCACGAGAGGAGCAACACUAUCAUCAUCAUCAUCAUCGGCGAGAGCGUUCUGGAGGUGCAGCCGAGCCAUCUAGACAUCAUCAUCAUCAUUUACAAGCUCAUCCACAAAGCUAUCAUUAUGUAGUACCGAAUGCUUUGCCACCACCGCCGCCACCAUCGCAUCAUCAUCACCAGCAUCAGCAUCACCAUCAUGGCAUUUCUCGUAUCCAGAAUCCACGAGGAGGAGAUUCUUAUCAUCAUUCCUAUGCAGCAGCAGCAGCAGCAGCUGCAUAUCAUGGCACUAGUGCCCGGCAUGCUGAUUAUCCAAUGGAAGAGCCACCCCUAUCAUCAUCAGCUGCAGCACCAAGACGGACCAAAGAUGCAGAAAGUCUUGAACAAGAUUUACGAUCUCGCUUGCUUAGUAAGCGGCAUAAAUAUGUCAAGGACUAUGAGGGCAGAGGAGAGAUACGCAGCAGCAGCAGCAGUAAGGAGGGUCGUGGCGACAGGGAACGUGGUAGCAGGAGCAGCCAUAAGCAAAGGCAUGAGCGUGUUAUCGAGUUACUCGAUAGCCCUGAGUCAGUGCAUCCGCCCAAGGGAAGCAGAAGAGGGGUGAUGGAACAACAGCAAUUAAGCAGCAGUAGUAGAAGAAAUUUACACGAGGAUCCCGAAUUGGUGGCACGACGAGAGAAACUUUUAGCCGCCGAGCGCGAGAAUCGGCAACGGAAACAAACGGCCAGAGAGGAAUUGGAGGCCAGGCGAGAGCUUCUGUUUCGGGAAAGGAAUGAACAUCAGAUGACUUCGGGUGAUGCUCUCAGUCCCUCAAAAGUGGCGGCCAGUGUGACGGCUGGCUUGAAUAUAUUUAAGCGAAAGAGCUAUGAAAAGGAUCAAGAGAAACAUAGGAAGCGAAGAAAAGGCGGCGCGCAUGUGCCACAACAUGAGAAUAAAGAGGAUGAUGACGACGACGACGACGACGACGACGAUGAUGACGACGAUGAUGAUGAUGAUGAUGACGAUGAUGAUGAUGAUAGUAGGGCUCGAGCCGUGGGUGCAGAGGACGAUGGGGAGAGCGAAAAAAGUGAUUCCGAGGACGAUGAAGAGGAUGAGGACGAUGAUGAUGACAGCAAUGAGAGUGCCAGCGAUUCGAAUAGCGCGGAAAGCUAUGAACAUAAAAAGAAAACCAAACGGAAAAACAAAUCACAGCCGCAGCCACAGCAGGACAACCAAGAAGACAAUGAAUUGCCCGAUCUGCCAGACAGUCCGUUGAGCGUGGGUGAACUAUACAAGUCACCGCCCAAACCAAAAACAAAACCCAAACCCAAGCAUCAGCACAAACAGCGCUCUCAUUCGGUUAGCUCCUCCAGUUCCAGCUCUUCCUCCUCCUCGAAAUCCAGUCGUCGCAGCAGUCGUUCCCGCACCUCGAGAAGCCCAUCCCGCUCUAGCAUAGAGGAGGGUAAUGCACGAUCGCCUAGUUCGAGCACCCGUAGUGAGGAACGUGGCAUGUCGCAGCAAGAGGAUAACAAGCCAUUGCCUGUAAGCGAGACAAAGGCUUUGAAAUCCUUGGAAGAUCUGCCACCAUGUGAUGACAAGGGUGUCCCCUUGCCCAACUAUUAUCCUGGCGUCCAGGGAUGCCGAUCUGUUGAGGAAUUCCAAUGUCUCAAUCGGAUCGAAGAGGGUACCUAUGGCGUUGUCUAUCGCGCCAAAGAUAAACGAACCAACGAAAUUGUUGCCCUGAAACGACUCAAAAUGGAAAAGGAAAAGGAGGGAUUCCCCAUCACAUCGUUGCGUGAGAUUAACACUCUGCUUAAGGGUCAACAUCCAAAUAUUGUGACUGUACGGGAAAUAGUCGUUGGCUCCAAUAUGGAUAAGAUAUUUAUUGUUAUGGAUUAUGUUGAGCACGAUUUGAAAUCACUAAUGGAAACGAUGAAGAAUCGCAAACAGAGCUUCUUUCCUGGUGAAGUCAAAUGCUUGACUCAACAACUGCUCCUGGCCGUGGCCCAUUUGCAUGACAAUUGGAUCUUGCAUCGCGAUUUGAAGACAUCCAAUCUGUUGCUCUCCCACAAGGGUAUCCUGAAAGUGGGCGAUUUUGGUUUGGCCCGCGAAUAUGGUUCGCCUUUGAAGAAAUAUACCUCUCUGGUGGUCACAUUAUGGUAUAGGGCACCGGAAUUAUUACUCUGCUCGCCAGAGUACUCCACGCCCAUUGAUGUUUGGUCGGUGGGCUGCAUAUUUGCCGAAUUUCUGCAAAUGUUACCUCUAUUCCCAGGCAAAUCCGAGAUAGAUGAACUUAAUCGCAUUUAUAAGGAACUGGGCACACCAAACGAGAAAAUCUGGCCUGGUUAUAAUGAGCUGCCUGCUGUCAAGAAUAUGCUUAGUCAGAACUCACAAUUUACAGAGUACCCUGUCUCACAGUUGCGUAAACAUUUCCAUGAUAAAACAUCGGAGGCGGGUCUGGCUUUGCUUCAGGGUCUCUUAACCUAUGAUCCGAAACAAAGACUGACCGCUGAUGCGGCCCUCAAGCAUGGCUAUUUCAAAGAGCUACCCCUACCCAUCGAUCCAUCCAUGUUUCCCACCUGGCCGGCAAAAAGUGAACUAGGGGCGCGCAAGGCUCAAACUGCAUCGUCGCCGAAGCCACCAUCGGGUGGUUCCCAAUUCAAGCAAUUGGGUAAGGAUGAGCCCAUUGCCACACAGGGUGGAGCAGCAGGCGGUGGUGGAGGCGGCAUGGGAUCCAUCAAUACCGGCAAUAAACUAUCCUCGGGCAUUAUAACGGGCAAUAAAAAAAGUGGCAUUACGGCUGGUGCAACGGGUGCAGCCAAUACAGGAUUCGUUCUGAAUGCGGGUUUGACACAACGCCAAUUGGCCAUGGGCCCCGGUUUCAGUUUGAAAUUCUGAUUCCGGCUGGGAUUUUGGGUUUGGAUUGGAUUUCACUCAAACCUCAUCCCGCCGCCGCCACCGCCGCCGCUUCUCCUCUGUGCCCGUCCCCACACAUAUUUUUUUUAGCCAAUUUUCGAUUAAUUGUUAUGUAUAGAACACGUAGCCAUGUAAGCCAAAAACUUCGUUUAGUUGUAUGUAAAAAUAUUGUUCCAAAAACA